AAGAGCGAUACAUCAAUCAGCUGAUUUGCUCAAAACAACUGAAUAGAAGUGCUUAUUUCACAUAAGUUAUGGCGUUUAAUAAUUUAAAAAAAAUAAAUGCUUUACUAAAAGCUUCAAAUUCUCGCUGUGUGUUAAGUGCUUUUCAGCAAAUACAUAAUGGUCAACAAUAUAAGAAAUAUUACGAAGGCAACAAUAAUCAGCGGUCAAAAAGCAGGCCAAAACCAAUUUUUGAUUCAAAAUUCUUGCCGAUAGCCGCAGUUUCAACAAUAACAGCUUACUUAGUUUAUAACCAAAAGGAUUAUCUUAUACCACAAGUGUCAGCUUUCACAUCUUCGCCACUUUCAGGACGACGAAAACAAUAUAAUUUCCUUGCUGAUGUGGUACAUACAUGUGCACCAUCCGUAGUAUAUAUCGAGAUUAAAGAUAUGCGCCAAUUUGAUUACUAUACUGGGAAACCAGUCACUGCGUCAAAUGGAUCAGGAUUUAUAAUCGAAUCCAAUGGCCUCAUACUAACCAAUGCACAUGUAGUUAUAAAUAAGCCUCAUACAAUGGUACAAGUAAGACUAAACGAUGGUCGCACAUUCCCUGGCAUAGUAGAAGAUAUAGACCAAACAUCCGAUUUGGCUACGGUGCGUAUUCAGUGCAAAGAUUUACCCGUAAUGACUCUCGGGGAAAGUUCUACAUUGCGUUCAGGGGAAUGGGUUGUAGCACUUGGCAGCCCAUUAGCUCUAAGCAACACAGUAACAGCUGGCGUUGUCAGUUCAACGCAACGUCCUUCGCAAGAGCUUGGACUGAAAAAUCGUGAUAUUAAUUAUAUACAAACCGAUGCCGCCAUUACUUUCGGAAAUUCGGGAGGGCCUUUAGUAAACUUAGAUGGUGAAGCUAUAGGUGUAAAUUCAAUGAAAGUAACUGCGGGUAUUAGUUUUGCCAUACCAAUCGACUAUGUCAAACUUUUUCUAAAACGAGCCGAAGAGCGUCGCAGACAAGGUGUCAGCAAAAUGGAUUACCCCGCUAAACGUUAUAUGGGAAUAACAAUGCUUACUCUAACGCCCGAUAUACUUUUCGAACUAAAGAAUCGCACACAGAAUGUGCCAAGUGAUUUAACUCAUGGUGUUCUGGUAUGGAAAGUAAUAAUUGGAUCGCCGGCACAUACUGGCGGACUUUAUCCGGGAGAUAUAGUCACGAAAAUAAAUGAUAAAGAUAUUAAGAAUUCAUCAGAUGUUUAUGAGGCUUUAGCUUUAAAAACAAAGUCGUUAGAUAUAACGAUUUUCCGUGGCUUGAAGAGGAUGACUGUAAAAAUUGUACCCGAAGACCCUUAAAAUAGUUUUAAUACCAAUUUUUAUACUGUUGUCCUUCAAUACAAACGAAUUUCUUAUGGUUCAACAGCACUGCCCAAAAAGCUGGAAACUAAAAAAUGCCGCAAUUAUUUAUAUAUCCACAUAUUUAUAUAGAAAAUAAUUUUAUUUUAAGCUGUCAAUAUGUUCAAGAAUGAAAGCAAAAACAUAAUAAAGGAAGAUACAGAAGGUGUUAUAAGUUAAAAACCCUUAUCUGAAUGAUCGGUAUGUCAAUAUAAUAUUUGUUGGUGUUAAACAAAAUUUGAAAUUAAUUGAAAGAGAAAAAUACUAAAGUAUAAUUUAUUAGAUCGUAAUUAUAUGUACAUAUUAUGUUUAUUUUUAUUUUUCAUAAAAAUACAUAAAUUUUAAACUCUUAA
Messenger RNA from Zeugodacus cucurbitae (melon fly), 1711 nucleotides. RefSeq names its product serine protease HTRA2, mitochondrial (gene HtrA2). Lineage: Eukaryota; Metazoa; Arthropoda; Insecta; Diptera; Tephritidae. Bases 69 to 1319 code for a protein of 416 amino acids. The record is from RefSeq and is a predicted model, not a curated record. Gene Ontology annotation, molecular function: protein binding; serine-type endopeptidase activity. The transcript is spliced from 2 exons. Gene Ontology annotation, biological process: programmed cell death; positive regulation of apoptotic process; proteolysis.